AUGGCAUUUCCCACCCAGCCAGCAUUCGUUGUUCACGGCGAUAUGGACGAAAGAACGGCCAAACAUCCCGGAAUGAAAUUCCUGGAAGCUGUUAAAAGCGACUUUGACCAGCGCAAUUGGGAUCCCAAGUACUAUGCACCGGACUUCACCUGGGUCGCGCCUAAUGGCCAGGUAACCGAAGGCCGAGACAAGGCGCUGGAGGUCAUCAAAGCACAAUACAUGCCUCUCACCGCACAUUGGCAUGAGCCCUUUUACCAGGUGUGCACCGAAACCGGCUAUGGCUACGAGCUGCUCGGAUCGGCCACCAUGUGGGCCAACCUCGCGGGGGAGCCAGCGGCAGGCGAGACCAAGAAACACGACAAGAAUGGGAGGGCCUGGGACCUGGCGGGACCUGGAGGCUUUCGCUUUCACGUGGUGAAGCAUGGCGAUGGCUUCCUACUGAAACGGAUGGAAGUAACUGCGGAUUCGGGACCAGUGGUCAUGGCAAUGAUCCGGAGAGGAAUGCUCAGCGCUCAAGAUCUGGGAUUGUGA
Exophiala bonariae is the source of this 531-nucleotide messenger RNA. RefSeq lists its product as uncharacterized. The transcript has a single exon. Lineage: Eukaryota; Fungi; Ascomycota; Eurotiomycetes; Chaetothyriales; Herpotrichiellaceae. The coding region runs from base 1 to 531 and encodes 176 amino acids. The record is from RefSeq and is a predicted model, not a curated record.